AUGGAUCCUACUGUUGAUGAACUGAAGCUAUUUGGAGUAAAGAAAUUAAUUCCAUUUAAGAUUCCAUCGCAGUUCAGAGAAGGGAGAUGUAGAAGUGUUUCGGAUUUCGAAAAACUUAAUAGAAUUGGAGAAGGCACGUAUGGUAUUGUCUAUAGAGCAAGAGAUUCUGUCACGGGCGAAAUCGUUGCUUUGAAGAAAGUUCGAAUGGAGAAUGAACGCGAUGGCAUUCCCAUUAGUAGUCUCCGAGAAAUCACUCUACUGUUGAGUAUCAAACAUCCUAAUGUCGUUCAAUUGAAGGAGGUUGUUGUUGGACGCAGCCUUGAUAGUAUAUUUCUUUCAAUGGAGUACUGUGAACAGGAUUUGGCAAGUUUGCUAGACAACAUGCCGAAUUCCUUCACGGAAGCUCAAGUUAAGGGCAUCAUGCUACAAGUGUUUAAGGGUUUGCGAUACCUCCAUGAAAAUUUCAUUAUUCAUCGUGAUCUAAAGGUGUCGAAUCUCCUCAUGACUGACAAGGGUUUGAUUAAAAUUGCCGAUUUCGGUCUUGCACGACCCUCUAAUUCCCAACAUCCUAUGACACCGAAAGUUGUCACCCUUUGGUAUCGUGCUCCUGAAGUUUUGCUUGGAGAUAAGAUGCAAACGAAAGCGAUUGAUAUUUGGUCUGCUGGUUGUAUUAUGGGAGAACUUCUUCUUCAUAAGCCUCUCUUUCCGGGCAAAAAUGAGAUUAGUCAACUUGAGUUGAUUAUCUCUCUCCUGGGAACCCCUAAUGAGCGUAUCUGGCCCGGUAUGGCUGAUCUACCGGUGCUGAAGAAAAUCAAUCUGAAGGUUCAACCGUACAAUAACCUUCGUCAAACUUUCCCUUGGUUGUCUGAUGCAGGUUUCCGUCUUCUGAACUUUCUGUUUAUGUACGACCCUACCAAGCGCGCUCGAGCUAGGGAAUGCUGUCAAAGCUCCUACUUUAGAGAACAUCCUCUUCCUUGUGAACCAGAGAUGAUGCCGUCAUUUCCACAGCAUCGUUUAAAACGCAAGGCUUCUCCAGGCGAUGACACUGCCCGAGGACUAGUUGCUCCAGUGAAUCCUAUCCAAGAGGCGUCAUCGGGACUUUUUGAUGCUACUUUCGAUAGAAUUUUUUGGGCCUGA
Messenger RNA from Rodentolepis nana, 1137 nucleotides. NCBI's taxonomy places the organism in Eukaryota, Metazoa, Platyhelminthes, Cestoda, Cyclophyllidea, Hymenolepididae. The record is from the annotation of a GenBank genome assembly.